This is a messenger RNA of Symbiodinium sp. CCMP2456, 510 nucleotides long. The record is from the annotation of a GenBank genome assembly. Lineage: Eukaryota; Dinophyceae; Suessiales; Symbiodiniaceae.
AUGGUCCUCCGGCUGGUGCUGGUGGCCGGACUGUUGGGCAUUCCUUGGGCCGAAGAGAGAAAGCUGGAGGUCACAGAAAGCCAAGGCUUUGCUGCAGGCCAAACCGGCGAGUACUUCCGAUACAAGCACAUUUUCCACAAGAAACCCAGCGGCGAGGAUUUCCAGCAUGCGCAAAAGGUUGCAGAAGAGGUACGAUGCAUAGUGUGUGCCAAAAUACUUGCAUCCCUGCUAGCAAAGGCACGUUCGUUCAGCGAGGACGACAUAGCAGAUGUUUUGGAAGGCAAUGCAGAAUACGAUAGGACCGGUGAUCCCGUGACGGACCAAAUGCUGAAGCACAAGCGCGGGUGUAACAAGCACUUCAAGGAGGGCUGCUGGCAGCUCCCAGUCCCAGCUCCACCAGCAAUGCAUUCUGCUUACUUGUCCACUCUGAACGACGGACCAGACCAGCCACGCUCCGGAGUGCUGCUUUCACCGUCAAGCAAGUACUUGGCAACAGGAAGCUCCAGCUAG